AUGUCCAAUUUAAUACAGAGACGGACGAGUAAGGUUGAAGCCGUGGCAAUCAGGUUUGCUUUUGUUUCUGCCGAGGAUGGAACAAUCAUUAUAGGCAUACUGUCAAAGAUUGAUGUGUUUAUUUUAGACCAGUUUGUUGCAGGUUAUGAUACAGGAUGGGAUAUGGCUCCUUACAUUAAGGCAAUUGAUUUCCAACAGUUCUUUUACUUCAUUAGUUUGGCUGAGGCUGCUGCAUGGGAUUUUGUAAAUGAAAACAAAAUUGAGAUGGUUGUUAUUAACACAACAAUGGUUGCUGGACAUCUGUUACAACCAGAGGUUAAAGAAAGUGUUCAACCAAUUCAAGACAUAAUAAAUGCUAGCGGAAGAUAUUGUUUGUUAGAGAGAAUGGUACACUGUUUACAACUUGCUAAGAUUUUACAUGAUCUGUACCAAACAUUACAAAUUUUAGACAAUUGUGAGGAUGAUGAGCCAUACAUGCCAUUGUAUCAGUUUUCUAAGGAAAAGAUUAACAGUUUGGGAAUCGAGUUUAUUCCUUUAGAAGAUAAGUAA
Molecule: messenger RNA, 549 nt
Organism: Vicia villosa (hairy vetch)
Lineage: Eukaryota; Viridiplantae; Streptophyta; Magnoliopsida; Fabales; Fabaceae
Product: cinnamoyl-CoA reductase CAD2-like
Exons: 8
Coding region: 1-549 (182 amino acids)
Source: RefSeq, a predicted model, not a curated record